Messenger RNA from Trematomus bernacchii (emerald rockcod), 3724 nucleotides. RefSeq names its product muscleblind-like splicing regulator 3 (gene mbnl3). Bases 1076 to 2149 code for a protein of 357 amino acids. The transcript is spliced from 8 exons. The record is from RefSeq and is a predicted model, not a curated record. Gene Ontology annotation, molecular function: metal ion binding. NCBI's taxonomy places the organism in Eukaryota, Metazoa, Chordata, Actinopteri, Perciformes, Nototheniidae.
UCAGUCAGUGUUGCAGCCGAGCAAAUGUAGUCGCAGCAAACAUUUCAGCAGCCAGACCCGCGUCUUUCUCUCCGCGGCGGCAACACGUUUUUUACAUGCUUCGAUUUAGCUAGCGAAAACGCGCUUUUUUCCUCAUUCCUAUUUCAAUUCUAGGCAAUACUGAUUGUAUAUCCGAUUAACAACACGUUUUGUGGAAAAUAACCAUACAGUAUACAUUUUAAACGACAUUAAUUUAGGAGAAGACAUCUGAAUCCGACUGGACUAUAACAAGUCCACAGAGAGACAACAAGCAAGGACAUGCAGCAGAGAGGUCAGUGAAGAGGAUGACAACAGAAGAACAGACGACAGCGAAGGAGGGAUGAGAAAGAGACUGAAAUAAGAGGCGGAAGUGGAACUCCAAAGUGCCUACUGCGAGGGGUCGUGUGCUGCUGGAUGAGCGCAGGACGGGGCUCAGUGUGUGCUUGGCCUUGAAUGGAGGCUGUAUUUUAUCCUGACAGCCACAGAGUCAUCCAUCCCACGUUACUGAGCUGCAGUCCCCACAUACCUUGAGCUGAAACGCCUUCUCGUCUCAUCACUGCAAGGACACCAUCCCCAUAUGGUUCUGCUUUUUGUUUCUGUCCCACAGAAAUCUUCUUUCUCGGGCUACUCUGACACAACCACAGUGACUGCCCCGACCCUGGCCAUGUUGACGUGAAUUCAACAAUGACAUACGGUGGGUGUCAGUCCAUUCAGGUGAAGGCACAGAUGCUCUGUGUGCAACAGUGAUAGCUAGCGGUAGCUUCUGCUUUUCCCUUUUUUUUUGCUCUUUGAGACGGAGCUGGCCUCUGCUCACAGUUUGCCCCCUUUUAUCUUGAACUUCAGCUGCCACUUUUCCCAGGAAGAACUAAUAAACAUCCCCUAAAAUUCUCCACCCGAGAGGACUUGCUGCCUGUUUAAGCUGAGGAAAGGCAGAACAUUCUUUUAGCUUCUGUUUCUGUUUUGCUGGGGAUUUUUUUUUCUCUUGCAUCAGUAUUAGUCACCCCUGCUCUCGCCAGACAGUUGUGCCCUCGCCACUGUUUGUUUGUGAGCUACUCUGAUGGCUGUCAACAUGACUAUGGGACGGGACACCAAAUGGCUGACCCUGGAAGUGUGUCGUGAGUUUCAGAGAGGCACCUGCUCGCGAUCUGAUGCCGAGUGCAAGUUUGCUCACCCCGCCCGGAGCUGCCAUGUGGAGAAUGGCCGAGUCAUCGCCUGCUUUGACUCACUCAAGGGGCGCUGCACCCGUGAGAACUGUAAAUAUCUGCAUCCACCGCCGCACCUGAAAACGCAGCUGGAGAUUAACGGGAGGAACAACCUGAUCCAGCAGAAGGCCGCGGCGGCCAUGUUGGCUCAACAGAUGCAGUUCAUGAUGCCUGGAGCCCAGCUGCAGCCCAUAGUCUCUGCGCUGAUGUCCCUCCCUCAGACAACAUUCCCGAUGACGCCCUCUCUGGGAACGUGUCCCAGUAUGGCCUUCAGUCCCUAUCUGAGCCACAUGGGCCACGGCAUGAGCCUGAUGCCAGAGAUGCUGACCAGCGCCCCCCUGCUGGUCCCUGGGAGCCCCACCGGCCUGGCUGCCAUGGGCAACGGCACCUCCGCUCAGAAACAUUUGCGCACGGACAAGCUGGAGGUUUGUCGAGAGUUCCAGCGCGGUAACUGCACGCGGGGCGAGAGCGACUGCCGCUACGCUCACCCUCUGGAGGCCGGCAUGGUGGACUGCAGCGAGAACUCGGUCAUCGUCUGCAUGGACUACAUCAAAGGCCGCUGCAGCCGAGACAAGUGCAAGUACUUCCACCCCCCGGCUCACCUGCAGGCCCGGAUCAAGGCUGCGCAGCACCAAGCCAGCCACAACACAGCGGGCGCAGGCCUGAUGAGUCCUCUAUCUUUCCAGGUUCUCCCUCCGGGUGGCAUGCAGCAGCUUCCAAAGAGGCAGAUGUUAGAGAAGAGCAACGGAGCCACCGCCGUUUUUAACCCCAGCAUGUUCCACUACCAGCAAGCCCUGGCUAACAUGCAGCUGCAGCAGCAAACCUUCAUCCCCACCAUUCCCAUGAUGCACGGUGCCACCUCAACUGUUUCGUCGGCUUCGACCCCAGUCACCAAUGUUUUCGCUGAAUCUGCCGCCUUGAAUCAGUAGACGCCUCCGAGCUCCUGACUCCGGAUCCAGUGGAGCUCCAGUGCGUUCCCAUGGAAACCCAUUUCUGUCCCGUCCCCAAACUGCUGAUGGCGGCUCCGGUGGCGCUAAACUCAGUAAGCCUUUCCCGAAACCCCAGUUAAAGUCCCAAACCUGUGCACUACCAGGGCGGCCAUCUUUCCUGAAUGCAGCAAACAUGUGCCUCUCCUACAGAGUGAGAAACGUCUUAUUGUGAACGUCAGAAAGCUGCGAAUGUUGACGCAAUACAAGCCUGGACGUGAUACUGUUGUACACUGACUCGAUCAGGCUGAGCAAUAGAGCUCCCUCGUUCUUACAGCCAUACACAUACACACCUUAAAAGUGCAACACACACACACACACGCACGCACACGCGCGCACACACACACACACACAAACACACACAUGGGUUGGAGCCAUCAAAUGAGGCGACCCCUGACUCUGACUGUCCCAAAGUCAAAAACUUUAAAAAGCUUAUUCUGGAAAUGAAAGUGACAAAUGGACCUGCCGCUGGUCUAAAUCCAGAGAGUGUUGUCAAAAUGAAAGAGUGUUUCAUAUCAUAUCAUGUUUACGUUUCAAGAUGGCUACACAUGUGACGUUUGUGUUGUAUCAUGUUUCAUUUAGUUCUCAUCUCGCCUGAAGGAACACCAAAUUGUUGUUCAUUUGUUGUGCCUUUGAUUUAUCUGCUCAGCUGCAGAGGAGACUUAGAUCCAACAUACAUUGAAAGGUAUCGCAAAUGAAGACAAUUACAGUGGUUACAAUACGUAUCAACCUAUAGCAAGAAAAUGUAAGGGAAUUAUAUUAAUUGCAACUUUAAAUUCAUAUUGUUUAUGAUCAAUAAGUAUGAUUUGUAUCCCCCUGGUUUCACAGUCAGUAUCUGGUACUAACUGUAUAACAGCUGCAAAUGAGGCUUUACUCUUAAUGCAAAGUAACCUUAAAAAAAACACAAGAUUUGACAUUUUAAUAGGAGGCAAUCACUUCGAUACUCAAGGAGCUGAUUGGGAGAUAUUUAAGAUUAUGGCUCUUCAUUUCUUGAUCUAAGAACAAACUGCCUUAAAAGCAGAUGAGGUUUUUAAAACGGUUUUUAUUAAGUGCUGCAGUAUCUUCAGUCGUGACUGUGAUGGGUAAUUGUUUAAUAACUGAAAGGGAAGCUUUGUUUGGCCCGCUUUCCUCCAUGGUUUGAUCUCAAACAUGGUUUAAAAGAAUGACAAUCUGCAGCCAGUGAGUCUCAGACACAACCCCAGAUUUCCUGUGUCAAACUCGCAUGAAAUCAGAGUAUGUAAGACAAAAGCAUACAUCUAAGGUUAAAGACUGGUAUAAUUGGCACUUCUUUGUAAACUUUCAAACCUGAUGUGAGAGUUAUUGCACAAGAUGGGAGCUGGAUUUGUUUCCUGAUGUUGUGCCUAAAUGAUGUGUGCCAAGUGGUGGUUGAGCUGCCCCCAUUUAGUGCAAUACCUGCGUAAUUGCUCUAAAUGAAUGUUUCCCUCUCUAACUCACUUCAGGGAGAAAGCUUAGAACUUGAAAAUGUCCUGUCUCACUUUAUAAAUGUCGUCUUUUCUA